Messenger RNA from Closterium sp. NIES-65, 324 nucleotides. The record is from the annotation of a GenBank genome assembly. Lineage: Eukaryota; Viridiplantae; Streptophyta; Zygnematophyceae; Desmidiales; Closteriaceae.
AUGUGCAGUAUCAGGGAACAACUGGGUCGCACGGAGAGCUGGGUGUACGUCAAUGUAUCACCACCCUUCCCCUUCCGCCACCACCUCUUCCACCUCCUCCCACACUUCCUUUCGAGGAGGCGUUCGUCUGGACUCACUCUAUGCCUUCUCACCCAUUUCAAACAAGUGGUGAUCGUCAUGAAUUUCGAGCAACAGGCGGUUCCUUUUCUUGCUCUCUCCCCCCUCCUCUCGCCUCCUCUCUCUAUCAUCAACCCUCAGGUGGAUGAAGCAGGCAUGCCAAAAGGGAAGUGGAGAAAACUUCCUCCACGCCGGCGGAUGGGGUAA